UACGUGUACACACUAAAUAGUGAUACUACUAUGUUUAUUUUGUAUUGGUGAUUGGAUCGGAUCGGAGUGAGGUGAUCAUUGUAAAUAAUUUUGUUUGUGCUUGUAGUGAUUUCCUUUCAUUCUUAAUAUCAAAACAAUUUCAUUUCAUUAAUUCAAAAUGAGUAUGCGACCUGAUGAUCAUCGAAGAAAAUGGGACAAAGACGAAUUCGAAAGAAUUGCUGCGGAAAGACUUCAAGCAGAAUUAGAUGAAGAAGAGCGAUCCAAAAAAAAAGCUCCUCCUGUCAAACGUGAACUUCUAAAACAAAGAGACUACAAAGUAGACUUGGACUCCAAACUUGGCAAGAGUGUAGUUAUCAACAGGAACACACCUACUUCACAAUCGGGAGGAUACUAUUGCAAUGUUUGUGACUGUGUUGUUAAAGACUCUAUCAACUUUUUGGACCACAUCAAUGGAAAGAAACAUCAAAGAAACCUUGGCAUGUCUAUGAAAAUUGAACGAAGCAGCUUGGAGCAGGUUAAAGCCAGAUUUGCACUAAACAAAAGAAAAUUGGAAGAGAAAAAAACUGAGUAUGAACUAGACAGUCGGUUACGUGAGGCUGCAGAAGAGGAAGCUCGUUUGAAAGAGCUCCGUCGCGAGCGACGUCGUGAUAAGAAGCGCAAGUUACAGGACAACGAGGAGGAAGAUGAUGCUCCAGUGCAGUCAGAGUUGGCACAAAUAAUGGGAUUCUCGGGCUUUGGAGGCUCGAAAAAGUAAUCAUUUCUUUUAGGUUACCUUGUAUGUAUGCUUUGUUAAUAAAUUAUAAUAAUUGUAA
This is a messenger RNA of Amyelois transitella, 812 nucleotides long. RefSeq names its product zinc finger matrin-type protein 2. Lineage: Eukaryota; Metazoa; Arthropoda; Insecta; Lepidoptera; Pyralidae. Gene Ontology annotation, molecular function: nucleic acid binding; zinc ion binding. The record is from RefSeq and is a predicted model, not a curated record. The coding region runs from base 158 to 754 and encodes 198 amino acids. The transcript is spliced from 3 exons. Gene Ontology annotation, biological process: mRNA splicing, via spliceosome. Gene Ontology annotation, cellular component: U4/U6 x U5 tri-snRNP complex; spliceosomal complex.